AUCGGCUGCUGGCUUCUCAAAGUUUAACGUCGCAGGUUUUCCCUGGCCGGAACUGGCAACCUGUUUCCUACAAUCACUGUCAGUUCUAGAGGAAACACGGAGCUAAGUGAUUCAAGCUCUCCGAUCUGAGGGGAGUUACUUCUAGGCAGCGAAGUUUGAGGACAGGACGAUUGUAAGUAGGAGUAAUCGUGAGUGACAUUUGGCAGUCGUGUGCGACUUCGGUCCCUUCAGUACAGGGUCGAAGUUGUUGAGUAGAGAAGUGAGUAGGAGGAUCGGAAGAUGGCUAACAGUAGCGCGGCUGAGAACGGAGCCCCGGCCAGCCCGGCCAGCCCGCCGCCGCCGCACAGCCCGGUCCAGCCCGAGGACAGCCCCAGCCCUGACGGCCCGAGAACCACCAACUUCUCCAUCGCCAACAUCCUCCGCCCGGAGUUCGGCGCUCGCAAGAGAGACAGUAAAAGUUGUGACUCCUCUCCCGUGUCCAGCCCGGGCAAACCGGCCCCGGCGGAUCUGUCCCCGUCCCUCCCGGCCAGCCCGGGGGGAGUCCCACAGGAGAACACGACGACGGCCGAUGGACUCCGGCUCGAAGAUGACUCCGCCAAGCCCGUUACCGCAGACGAUAAGGACGGUAAGCCGGUGCCCCAGCCCAUGAUCUGGCCGGCGUGGGUCUACUGUACCCGGUACUCGGACCGCCCAUCUUCUGUUCGCACCGCAGGACCCCGAACGCGGAAAGCCCGGCCGAAAGAUCCGAAGAAAGCCGAGGAGAAGCGGCCGAGGACGGCGUUCACUUCCGAACAACUUCAGCGGCUGAAAAAGGAAUUCCAGGAGAACCGCUACCUCACAGAGCAGCGUAGACAGGACCUGGCCAGAGAGCUCAAGCUGAACGAGUCGCAGAUCAAGAUAUGGUUUCAGAAUAAGCGGGCGAAAAUCAAGAAGGCUGCCGGGGUACGUAAUGGACUAGCGCUGCAUCUCAUGGCACAGGGGCUGUAUAAUCAUUCCACGAUGCCCACGAUGGGAGACGAGCAUGGCAUGGACAUGCAUGACUAGACUGGGAAGCAAACCUCGGUGGCGAAUUCAGCCGUGAAAUUGUGGACAGCCGGACAUCAAAAACAUCCUGAAUACGGACAGGCGUGUGUCUGGUCAUCAUAUCGUCCGAAAAAAAGACCCGUGAACUGAAUCUCAGUGUUCUGUUUUCUGCUUAAAGUGACCCAAAAGCACCACGUAGCGUUAGACAUUUGUUGUUUAGGUUGGAAUCUGCCAAAAGAAGCUGUGUCUUAAUUUAUUGUGACGCAUAUUUUUGGAUGACAGAAAAGGAGAGAGUCUUUGUGAACAGAGAAAAAGAAGAAUGACUGGACGGAACAAAAGAAUGAAUCGUUUGAUCACUCUACCUUGCGUUAUUUACAUAUCCACAGCGGACUGAGAAUGAUGUUAUUUUUGUCAGUCUCUGAUAUUUGUGAUUUUUGACGUGUUUAUCUGUUCGUAUGUCUCUAGAGAAUCAAAUUGUUGUAAAUACCCGUACAAUUGCGCGUCGUUGUCACGUGCGAGCAAGUUGCAAUAUCUCUUUUCCUUCUUUCCUUUAUCUUUUUGUUGUUGUUUGUUGUCAUCGAUAUUCGGUGGAAUCCUGUUUUCGUGGUAAGAGUUGGCGGUGCGUGUAUCAGUAGGUUGUUUUCUUGUGGUGAAACGGACACUUUCCUUCAUUCCAUCUAAAUAUACGGUAAACCUUGUAUAUGUAUAUUUCAAAUUAUCUGAGAGAAGUUGUUGAAAA
Branchiostoma belcheri (Belcher's lancelet) is the source of this 1762-nucleotide messenger RNA. RefSeq names its product homeobox protein engrailed-1-B-like. Gene Ontology annotation, cellular component: nucleus. Gene Ontology annotation, biological process: regulation of transcription by RNA polymerase II; neuron differentiation; multicellular organism development. Gene Ontology annotation, molecular function: DNA-binding transcription factor activity, RNA polymerase II-specific; RNA polymerase II cis-regulatory region sequence-specific DNA binding. The transcript is spliced from 2 exons. NCBI's taxonomy places the organism in Eukaryota, Metazoa, Chordata, Leptocardii, Amphioxiformes, Branchiostomatidae. Bases 280 to 1044 code for a protein of 254 amino acids. The record is from RefSeq and is a predicted model, not a curated record.